Molecule: messenger RNA, 3470 nt
Organism: Saccostrea cuccullata (small rock oyster)
Lineage: Eukaryota; Metazoa; Mollusca; Bivalvia; Ostreida; Ostreidae
Product: mitoferrin-1-like
Exons: 4
Coding region: 154-1110 (318 amino acids)
Biological process (GO): iron import into the mitochondrion
Cellular component (GO): mitochondrial membrane
Molecular function (GO): ferrous iron transmembrane transporter activity
Source: RefSeq, a predicted model, not a curated record
UUGCAAGCAUGGCAGAGGAAAAGGGGUGACCAAAAUUGAGAACAAGAAGCCAAACGAAGAAAAAAAUAGUGACAUUGUGGUGUUCUUAAGUGUGAAAAGUUUUAUUCUCAUACGGUUUACUUGUGGCAUAUGUAAUAAAGGUUCACAUGUGCAAUGGACUACGACGAUCCGUAUGAGAGUCUACCAAGUACCUCCACUACCACAACGCAUAUGUUAGCCGGAUCGGCAGCUGGUGUCUUAGAACAUAGUGUUAUGUACCCUGUGGACUGUGUCAAGACACGUAUGCAAUCAUUGGUGCCGGACCCAAAGGCUGACUACCGCAGUGUGGUGGAUGCGUUUAACACCAUUAUUCGCCAUGAGGGGUUACUGAGAACAAUGAAGGGAGCUCCAAUAGUUGUGCUGGGAGCAGGACCAGCACAUGCAUUCUACUUUGCUUGUUAUGAAUAUCUUAAAAAAACUCUUAGUGGGGGUCAGAAGGGAAACCAUAUUGCUCAUGGUGUAGCUGGAUCAGUGGCAACACUGCUUCAUGAUUCUGUUAUGGUUCCUGUUGAUGUGGUAAAGCAAAGAAUGCAGGUAUUCAACAGCCCUUAUACAAGCUGCAGGUCAUGUGCAAAAGCCAUUCUUAAGCAGGAAGGCAUCUUUGCAUUUUACAGAAGCUAUACCACACAACUGACAAUGAAUAUCCCUUUCCAAAGCGUGCACUUUAUGACUUAUGAAUUCAUGCAAGAUAUACUAAACCACGACAGAAAUUAUAGUCCAGUGACUCAUAUGGUUUCAGGCGCCGCAGCAGGUGCGGUGGCAGCCUCAGUGACUAUGCCACUUGAUGUAUGCAAAACGCUCCUCAAUACACAAGAGAGUUGCACUAGGACUCAUGCAUCUUACGUCAAUGGCAUGAUAUCUGCUUUUAGGACGGUUUAUGAAUUUCAGGGCCUGACUGGGUUUUACAGAGGCCUGACGGCUCGAGUGAUAUUUCAGAUGCCCGCCACUGCCAUCUCCUGGUCUGUGUAUGAAGGGUUUAAGUACAUCAUCACCAAAAAGCAAGCUGUAGAAGACACUCUGCCAAAAACCCUCUCUAUCCGAGCAGCCUCAGCGUCUUCUCAUCCUGACUAAAUGGAAAUAAAAAAAUUUUCUUGUUUAGGUUUUUUAAAAAAAGUCAAAAAUUUAAAAAAUCUGUCAAAUGCCCAAGUAAUAUUUAUUUACACAUGUACCAUGAUGCUUACAAAAAAGAGCUUAAAUUGCUUCACAUACCUAGAGCUAAAAAGAAAUUUAUGAAUCGUUGCAUGCAGAUAAUUAUGAUUGAAUUGAAUAGAUUUCACUUGAUUAGCCUUUUUAAAGAAUUUUAAAAAAAAGUUUUUUAAGUAUUCUAAACUUUUAUUCUGAAUUCAGUAACUUUGAUACAACAGAUUUUAGUAGAAAUUAAGGUGAAUGGAGAUGCUUGCGAUAAAGUCCCCUUUUGAUAAGUCAACCCAGGAAUUUACCAAAAUAUUUAGAUUACCAGUAUCUAUCAACUGUCUCUGGAUCGGUGCUAUCAAACAAAAGUAUUUGUGUCUUGCUUUCAAGAAAAUCCUGUGCAACAUUUCAAGUGUACUGGUAGUUUGAAAUAAAGAAUUUUUUUUAAAUUUGUGCACUUCAGAAGAGAUAGAAAUUAAUUUUUUCUAAUCAUGGAAGAGAAAAAGAAGAAAAAUGUAGUAAUCCAAAUCAAAAUAAGGAGAUUCUGGGAAAAAAUUAAGCUCAGCUGAAAAAAAGCUUUUAUCUGCAUGAAAGGGAAAAAAAAUCAAAUAGAAGAGAAUAUAGAAAAAGGAUCUUCAGGCAAAGGAUUUCUAAAAUUCAGAAAAAGGAAUAUUGGAAGGAAGAUUUUGAAGGAAAAUGUGUUAUUUUCAAGUGCAAAGUUUCAGUUGGGAAUCAAAGAAAAUGUGAAUAUAUUAUUGUGUUGUCAUUGGAAGAACCUCUGCAAUGCACAUUUUGUGAAUUUCCUCUGGAUCAUGGUAUGUCAGCGCGAUGGACAGCUACAUAACGAGAUCUCAGUUUUUUUUUGUUUUUUUUUAUAAAGCAUUUACAUAUGAUGGCCACAUAUAGAAAAUAAGUUGCUUCCAUGUUUCCAUGUAUUUGACAUUACUUUGUUAUUUAUCAGUAAGGUAUAACUAAUUUAUACAUUAUGUACCCAAUACUGACAAAUAGAUGUACAUGACCUAUAGAGAAAUGUUAAUCAUAGAAUGUAUCUUAACACCCUGGAAUCUUUGUUAAAAUGUGAAGAUGUGCAAACCGUUCUGGUUGUUUAUAUGCAUACGCAGCAUCACAAAUGUUUAGUAAACUCACCAUGUAUUAGACUUUUUUAAUCAAAGGAGUCAGUAUAGGAACUAGAGAGUUAAAAAUUAAUGGAUUCAUAUCAAUGAAAUUUUGAAGUACAUGUACAUAUGUGUAACUUUUGGAAGUGCAACAUUUAAAUGUACAUUAUGAAUAUAGCAAAAAUCAAAAGUAAUUAUGAUAAGAUGUUUGUAAUUUUGUUUGUAAUUCUAUUCAUUCUAAUUGGAUUUGCAUGUUUAAAUUUAUUUCAGAAAUCUUAAUGGUGCAUUUUAGUUCCUUGAUUAAUGUCAUAUACAUGGACACAGAGGAGGCAGUUUUCUAUAAUGUGGCCAUAUUGUUUAUCUAUUGCUGUGUCAGUUGCUAUGGACAGCUACCCAGUGAUAUUUUUGUUGUGUUUGGAGUGUUUCUGUGUGAGAAUUGAGAACGUUCUACACCUGAACAAAUUUUGUUAAUGUUUUUGUACAUACCUUACAUAUAUAUUAUAUAUAUCUCCAUCAUGUUGAAGAAGGCAAGGAUAAAUUAUGCAUUUAUUAAAUUAAAUCUUUUUUAUACUUGGAAAAAGUGUCAUGUGAGAAUGGAGAACAUCUACAUGCAUAAUAUAAAAAAGUCAUUAGUAUUUAUACCUUGAUGCACCUGUCAUUAUAGAAGCAUGUCUUUAAGCCUCAUACAUGUACAUGUAUACAACUGUGUGAUAAUUUUUUUUUUAAAAAUUGGAAAAAUGGAAGCUUUUACAGAUUUUAGGAAGAUUUUUUUCCCCUUUAAAUUAUUACUGCUUUUUCAGUAGAAUUUUAGAAUUAGUAGGAAUGCCUAUAGAAAAAAAAUUGUAGAAAUGGAAAGGUGGGUUGGGUGAAGUCAGAUUUUAUAUCAAUAUUACAUGUAACAGGUUAUCUUUUGAACUUGUACUUAAUGAACUUAAAACCAGUUUAAAUAAUAACCACAUCAUUAUCAGGAUUAUGCAAAAUCUGAAUCAGCUGUUUGUAUGGACUCAAAUCAUCCUAAUUCUUGACAUUUAGAUGCAUCUCAAAUUGGAUUAUGCUAAAUGCAUUGUGUAUGCAUGAACUUUAAAAAUGUUUAUUAUGUUAAUAGAAAGGAAUUACAACAUAUGUAUUUUAAUAUUUUCAGAAAAAAUUAAAAUGGUAAUUUUAAAUUAAAUUUACUUCCAUUAA